Molecule: messenger RNA, 378 nt
Organism: Fraxinus pennsylvanica
Lineage: Eukaryota; Viridiplantae; Streptophyta; Magnoliopsida; Lamiales; Oleaceae
Source: the annotation of a GenBank genome assembly
AUGGUUUCUUCUUUACCAAUUCAUAUCAGUGGUGCUGUCCUCCCAUGCAAGAAAACUAGGGGUUCUCGGCACCUUCCAGCAGUGAGAGCCCAAUGCUUUAGAGAUGAAGGGAGAUCGAGCAGUAUUGUGGAUGCAAAUUUACGCGUUUUGAGAGAUAGAAUAGAAGAAGUUAGGAUCAAGGAGAGACUGGAGAGGUGCUGUGUGGCUGAGCAAGGAUGGAACUAUGCACCUACGUACACUUACAGACGCAAAAGAGAUGAAGAAUCUGUUCAGUUUCUUCAACUUAUAGGAAUGGUUGGAGGAACAUUUGGACUCACAAUUUUCAGUGGAACUUUUUGCCUCUACAUUAUUUCCCUUUUGGUUCAUAUGAGUUUAUGA